Molecule: messenger RNA, 541 nt
Organism: Abrus precatorius (Indian licorice)
Lineage: Eukaryota; Viridiplantae; Streptophyta; Magnoliopsida; Fabales; Fabaceae
Product: histone H2AX
Exons: 2
Coding region: 88-510 (140 amino acids)
Cellular component (GO): nucleosome
Molecular function (GO): DNA binding; protein heterodimerization activity; structural constituent of chromatin
Source: RefSeq, a predicted model, not a curated record
UUCUCACUUCUCAUAUACACACUGCGCUCCAGAUUUUGAAUAGCAAAUUCUAGGGUUAAGGUUCCCAAUUUCUACGCCGAUCAGAGAAUGAGUUCCACCGGUGGUUCGACCAAGGGCGGAAGAGGCAAGCCCAAGGCCUCCAAAUCCGUUUCAAGGUCGCAGAAGGCUGGCCUUCAAUUCCCCGUUGGAAGAAUCGCUAGAUUCCUCAAGGCCGGAAAAUAUGCCGAACGUGUUGGUGCCGGUGCUCCUGUUUACCUCUCUGCGGUGCUCGAGUAUCUCGCUGCUGAGGUGUUGGAACUGGCUGGCAACGCUGCUAGGGAUAACAAGAAGAAUCGUAUUGUUCCUAGGCACAUUCAGCUUGCCGUGAGGAAUGAUGAAGAGCUUAGCAAGCUUUUGGGAUCUGUUACCAUUGCUAAUGGUGGUGUCUUGCCGAAUAUUCAUCAGACUUUGCUUCCGAAGAAGGUUGGCAAGGGGAAGGGUGAAAUCGGAUCUGCUUCUCAAGAGUUUUAGGAUUUUUGAUGCCUUGUUUAGACCAUAGUUU